UGGUGGAUGGGCGGAGCGGCGCAGGGACGACAAGGCGCAGAGAGAUAAACCCACUCUGAAACCACCAGGGUCGGGGAUUAAAAUAGUCAAAAGCCGCCGUCCCGCUUCCACCGAACACUGUUUAUAUUUCACCACUUCAUCAAAGAGAGGGAGGCCAGCCCAGGAUGAACGGCGAGUCAGGUGCCGGGGUGGUGACGGCCCCCCCUCCCACCACAGCCCCCCACAAGGAGCGGUACUUCGACCGGGUGGAUGAGAGCAGUCCGGAGUACCAGAGGGAGAGAAACAUGGCACCCGACCUGCGGCAGGACUUCAACAUGAUGGAGCAGAGGAAGAGGGUCUCCAUGAUACUACAGAGCCCGGCAUUCUGCGAUGAGCUGGAGACAAUGAUCCAGGAUCAGCUGAAGAAGGGAAAGACGCCCACUAGCCUGUUGGCUCUGCAGCAGAUCGCAGACUUCAUGACCACCAGCAUGCCUUCCAUGUAUCCCGCUGCACCACAAGGAGGCAUGGCGGCGCUCAACAUGAGUUUGGGCAUGGUGACUCCAGUGAAUGAUCUGCGUGGCUCAGACUCCAUUUCCUACGACAAAGGCGAGAAGCUGCUUCGCUGCAAGCUGGCUGCCUUUUAUCGGCUCGCAGACUUGUUCGGCUGGUCGGAGCUCAUCUACAACCACCUCACAGUCAGGGUGAACUCAGACCAGGAGCGCUUCCUCAUUGUCCCUUUUGGCCUCCUGUACAGUGAAGUCACCGCCUCCAGUCUGGUGAAGAUAAACCUUCAAGGUGAGAUAGUGGACCGGGGCAGCACCAAUCUCGGGGUGAACCAGGCCGGCUUCACACUCCACUCUGCCAUCUACGCUGCACGACCUGAUGUUAAGUGUAUCGUACAUGUACACACACCCGCGGGUGCUGCGGUGUCAGCCAUGAAAUGUGGUCUGUUGCCCAUCUCACCCGAGGCACUGUCCCUAGGUGAGGUGGCCUACCACGACUACCACGGCAUUCUGGUGGAUGAGGAAGAAAGUACUCUCAUACAGAGGAACCUGGGGCCUAACAGCAAGGUGCUCAUCCUAAGGAACCAUGGCUUGGUGUCCGUUGGUGAAACAGUGGAAGAAGCUUUCUAUUACAUCCACAAUUUGGUCACCGCCUGUGAGAUCCAGGUGCGAACACUGGCCAGCGCUGGAGGGCCAGAUAAUCUGGUGAUGCUGGACCCGGGGAAAUACAAGGCACGUUCACGGGUCCCGGAGCCAGCCGGCGACGGGUCCUCCACAUACCCCAAGUGGCAAGUCGGGGAGCAGGAGUUUGAGGCUCUCAUGAGAAUGCUCGACAACUUGGGCUACAGGACGGGCUACCCUUACCGCUGCCCGUCAUUGCGAGACAAAGCUAAAAAGUACAGUGACGUGGAGAUCGCUUCCUCAGCCCACGGUGGUUACUCGUACGGCGAGGACAGUGACUCAGGUGCUCGCUCCCCGCUGAAACACAGCUUCCAGCGCGGCCAGCGUGACAAGACCCGCUGGCUCAAUGCCGGCGGCCGGCCCGACGAGCCCUGCGAGGAUGGGCCCGACGGCAGCAGCCCCAAGUCGAAGCCUAAGUGGACAAAAGAAGACGGACUCCGCCAGGCUGCUGUAGCCAAUCAGUUCAUCCCAAUGAACACCAACCCUAAAGACGUCCUGGAAAUGAGGAAUAAGAUCCGGGAGCAGAACCUGCAGGACAUAAAGACAGCAGGGCCCCAGUCUCAGGUUCUGUGUGCUGGCACCAUGGUGGAACGUUCCUUUAACCAGGGGGAGCUAGUGACCGCGUCCAAGGCCAUCAUCGAAAAGGAGUACCAGCCCAAGGUUAUCGUCAGCAAGCAGGGUCCCAACCCCUUCACCAAACUCACCGACCAGGAGCUGGAGGAAUACCGCAAGGAGGUGGAGCAGAAACAGAAAGGGCCUGAAGUGCAGGAACGAGGCGAUAGUAGGGAGGGGUCAGCCUCCAGCGUACCCUGUCUGGAGCCUGAAACGCUACCGGAGGGUCAAGCCUCUGUCUCCGCACCUCUACAGUCUGCAAAUGACUCACCCAGCUUAGAGAAAGCCCUGCAUCCAACUGCCCCACCCGUCACACCCGCCACACCGGCCUCUGAGCAGGGCUCUGCUGAGGGGGUCGUGGAUGACGUUUUUUCCACCACGGAUGAGCCUCUUUCAGCUCCAGAUUCCCCACAAAAGGAGUUCCACUGCGCUGUGCUGCGAGCCCUCAGCAAGGAGCCAUCAGUUAUAGAGGCGGCAGAGGCGGCUAAGGCAGAUCAGGCUCCAGACCCGGAGGAGUUAGUAGAGCCCGAGGAAGAGUCCAAAGGCGAGAAACCAAUCACCACACCACCCAGCACCCCAGUCAGAGCAGAGGAAGAGUCCUUGCCAGAACAAACCUAUAAGGACGAGAGUGACGCAGCCACCCUGAGACAGACCCUUCCAGAUUUAACACCUGAUGACCCCUCCGAUGCCCCAGCACUUCCUGCCGAAGAGCCCGCCUCUGCCCCUGCCGCCCCAGAUGCAGACGCAGCUGAGGCGGAGGAACCCGCUGACGCCGGCGACCAGGAGGGUGAAGAGUCUCCCAGCAAAUCUCCCUCCAAAAAGAAGAAGAAGUUCCGCACUCCUUCCUUCCUGAAGAAAAACAAAAAAAAGACAGAUUCCUAGAAUGGUUGGAUCGGUCCUCAAGGCUGGCCUCUGCCUCUUUUCAUUUUCGCUUUUUGUCUGCUAUCAUUGCACCCUUCGAGCAAGCCACAGUUACAUACAGUUAUGCUUUUUGUUGUUUUGAUAUCAUUUGUCGCUGGCUUAUU
This is a messenger RNA of Morone saxatilis (striped sea-bass), 2800 nucleotides long. RefSeq names its product adducin 1 (alpha) (gene add1). Gene Ontology annotation, molecular function: actin filament binding. Gene Ontology annotation, biological process: positive regulation of adherens junction organization; barbed-end actin filament capping; positive regulation of establishment of endothelial barrier. Lineage: Eukaryota; Metazoa; Chordata; Actinopteri; Moronidae. Gene Ontology annotation, cellular component: postsynaptic density; focal adhesion; cytoskeleton. The transcript has 16 exons. Bases 165 to 2657 code for a protein of 830 amino acids. The record is from RefSeq and is a predicted model, not a curated record.